Paramecium primaurelia is the source of this 1372-nucleotide messenger RNA. NCBI's taxonomy places the organism in Eukaryota, Ciliophora, Oligohymenophorea, Peniculida, Parameciidae. The record is from the annotation of a GenBank genome assembly.
AUGAACUUUCUGAGUAUAUUUACAUCAUCCACCAAACAAUAAUAAAAAUAAUAGAAGAUAAAAGUAUCUGUAAAGUUAAAAUUUAGAUAUAUAAAGAUGAACAAUGUUAAAAUUAUUUCUAAAACUUAAAUAUUGAAGAUAAUACUUAAUGCCAAAAAAUUUUAGAUUAGAUUGAUAUUUAAAAUCAACUUGGAGAUGAUGUUAUAAUUAUUAUAUCUUUAGGUGAGAAAAGUACUUCUUCUUUUUACUUGUUAGAAAGAUAAAAAAUGCAUUUCAUAAAGAAUUAUCAAUAAGUAAGAGCAAAUAGCAAAAAUUUUACAAAAUGCUCCACAAAACUUAGAACUUUAUAUAAUUUAUUAAGAAAUCAAGCUUUCAAAAUUGUUAGAAACUCAAUCCUACCAUUAAAAAAUUUGGAAUCAUAUUAAUAUAAGUAGAUAUCAUUUAAUAUUAUUGAAGAUUCUAAAGAUCAUUCAUUUAGAUAAGGGACACUAUUGAAAAAAGGAAAAACUGGGUAAUUUAGAGAGAGACUCUUUAAAUUAUAAAAAGACACCUUAAUUUAUGAAAAAUAAGAGAAGCACGAAAAAAAUAAAACAAAAUAGAGUUGUAUAUCUCUUGAUUCAAUGUAAAUUGAAAAACAACCAGAUAAAAAUUUAACAUUUCUAAUAAAAUGUGAUUAAAAAAUUUAUUAAAUUAAAGCUUAAAGUAGAACUGAUUUUGAUGGAUGGUAGGUAAAAAUCAUAAUGAAUUUGAAGGUUAUAUUCAUUGCACAACUAAAUUAUGAAAUGGAAAGAAGUAAAACUACUAUUAGAUUACGAUAAAAAAAUUGAAUAAUGUGCCUAUCAAAAAGUGGAAAAAUUGAAAAGCCUUCCAUCCUAAAUCAAAUCUAUAAAGUUUAUAGCUUAGAACAAUACUUACAUUACAAAGUUUAAUUUAUCAAAAUUUUAGAUAAUUCUUAAAAUAUUUGGAGAAUAAUAAAUCAUAGUUAGAUAAUAAACUUUUCGUGUUUUUACAAUUGACUUUGGAAAGUGAAACUUUGCAACAAGGAUCUAAAUAUUAUAAAUAAAUGCUUGAGAAGAAAGACUCAUUGUACCAGGAAAUUUAAGAAAUGAUGAAAGAUGAUGAACACUUUUCUAAAUUUGAAAAAAUAUAAUCAACUCAAUUUAAACAAGAAAUAACAAUUUAUUUUGAUAAAUAAAUUGUACCUGAUUUUCUUUUACAAAGUAAUUAUAUAUCAUAAUUGAUAGUUCAAUAGUCUUAAAUAAUAUAAGAUUUUUCAAUUCAUUAGUUUAAAUAGUUCUAUAAAUUUCCUUUGUUUGAUUUAUCUGGAUUUUAUUAAGAUCCUACUGAUAUUGUGCAUCCUAAUUCUGAAUGA